Linum tenue is the source of this 2019-nucleotide messenger RNA. NCBI's taxonomy places the organism in Eukaryota, Viridiplantae, Streptophyta, Magnoliopsida, Malpighiales, Linaceae. The record is from the annotation of a GenBank genome assembly.
UUUAAUUUUAUUAUGUUAAUUGAUUUUCUCUUUCAAUUCUAUCGACCCGACCGUCCGAAAAGCUUUUAUACAAUCAACUACCAAAAUAUCAAAUUGGAUUCCUUACUGGUCGUCUUCCUUCCACUUCUUCUACUUCUCCCCUCCGUCGCGACUUUCGGGUGACGGGAUCCGGCGGUUCAUGGCGGCCGCUAAGUUUCUGGUUUUCUCGCUCUUCCUCGCCCUAGUUCUCACCACUGCUUGGGCGGACGCCUCGGCCGAUAGCGACGGCGAUGUUGCUGCGCCGGUGAGUCAAGUCACUGGAUCUAAAGACCUCGAGACAUCCGCUCUGAAGAUCGAACUCGACCAGCUCACGUCCAAGAUCCAAUCCCUUGAGUCCAAGAUCAGUAAGAAGACAAGGGAAUUGAAAGCGAAAGAUGAGAAAUUGGCUGAGAAGGAGAAACUCAUCAAAGAUAAAGCAGAUAUCGUUGGGUCCCUGCUGAGUGAAAUAUCCUCUCUUCAGAAAAGAGGGAAGUUGGAUGAUGCUGAACAGCUGAACAAGGCCAAUGCACGAGCUGCAGAGUUGCAGAAGCAGUUUGAGAAACUUAAAAAUGAAUUUGAAGCACAAAAUGCUGAGAAAGAGGCUCUGGGUACCAAAGCUAGUGAAGGUGAAAGGAAGGUUGAUGAGUUGAACUUGAAACUAAAGAAUCUUCAGAAGAUCAGUGAUGAGCAAAUGAGCAAAAUCCGCAAAACAGAGCGUGCUCUUAAAGUUGCUGAGGAAGAAAUGCUGAAGGCAAAAUUAGAGGUCAGCUCGAGAACUAAAGAGUUGAUGGAGGUUCACGGUGCCUGGCUUCCUCCAUGGCUUGCUGUGCAAUUAGUUCGUUUCCAGUCGUUGGCACAGAAGCAUUGGAAUGUCCAUGGCAAGCCUAGACUGGAAUUAGUCAUCCAAAAGGCCCAAGAAAACAAGGUUAAGGCUGCAAAGUGGGCUGAGCCACACCUAGAGACAGUUAAAACUAAAUGGAUCCCAACUGUGAAGGAUCAGUGGGUGGUGGUAACAACUCAGGCUGAACCUCAUGUGCGGUCAUUGUGUGCAAAAAGUGUGGAAGCUUAUGAGACCUCAAAGACUGCAGUUACUGUUCACUUAGUUCGAGUACAAGAGAUUGUGGACCCUUACUUUCAGGAGGCUAAGAAGUUCAGUAAGCCAUAUAUUGAUCAAGUUGCCACCAUUACUAAACCCCAUGUCGACAAAAUUAGGGUCGUCGUGAAACCUUACACAAAGAAAGCAGUUCGGGCAUAUGGGAAGUUCCUGGAGUCGGCCACUACCUAUCAUCAUCAGGUGCAAGAAACUGUUCAAGAUACCCUGAAAAGGCAUGAAUUGACAGAAACCCUUGCAACGAAAGAAUUCGUCUGGUUUGUGGUAUGCAUCAGCAAUAUUGGCCCUGCCUAUCAUUCUCCUGUCCAGAGUCUGUUCAGCUGUUUUCUGGUUGUAAGAAAUCAAAGAGACCAGCUAGAAGUGCCCAUUCCAGCCACUCCAGGCGGAAGGGUAAAAGGGCCCAUGCAGAAAAGUGAAAUAGCUGAAGGUCGUGUUUGGUGCCUUCCAUCAUGGCGCGUUCGAGAUGGCACUAGUGGUCUUCAUGGCUAGUUUCGUUUUUAGGGGGUAUAUUCUUCAAGCUCGUGUGCGAAAAUUCGAGAUUGGUUCGAGGCUCUGGAGCUCCUCCUUCAGUUUUUAUCUUUGUUGCCGAUGCCAGUAGUCUGUGAGAAAGUGUAGAAGAACGAACACUCCAGUUUCAACACAAUAGAUGCUGCAGUUCUUUUGUACCGAGAAGAUUUAGAGAGAGAUGUAUUUUAUGGGGUUAGAGAUGUAGUUAUCACUCAGUGUCACACAUUGUAUUUCUUUCUUUGCACGGAAAAGGUCAUAUUUCAUUCACUUAAGUCGAAAAUAGCUUCAAACGUGCUGUGGUAAUCAUGGACUCUCAUUAUGUUCACGAACGAAAAUUUUACUCCUUUUACUGGCUUUUCCAUGUCUUCGGAGAUGCUAAAUGU